This is a messenger RNA of Penicillium lagena, 1506 nucleotides long. RefSeq lists its product as uncharacterized. The transcript has a single exon. Bases 1 to 1506 code for a protein of 501 amino acids. The record is from RefSeq and is a predicted model, not a curated record. NCBI's taxonomy places the organism in Eukaryota, Fungi, Ascomycota, Eurotiomycetes, Eurotiales, Aspergillaceae.
AUGCUGUCAUUGAGCUUGUCCUUUCAGAAAUUAUGCUUCUUUCUCCUCACUGGAGUCACUCGGACCCAAGCGACUCUUCCCUGGUCGUCCUCCGCCCCGAGUGCUACCCUGAAUAAGAAAGAUGACCAAGUCUCCUUUGAUCCUCUUGGUGUUGCGGCAGUGCUCUACAACCCCCGAGCUGAUAAGAGCGCUGCCCGGCUGUACACUCAGUAUGACCGGGGUCUGUUCACCUGGCCCCAUAUGACGAUGAUCGGGGGCACUUUACCUCCAAUGCAGAUGCUAAUGGAGAGUCUCACCGCGACGCUCAGCGGGAUCCAUCCCGCGAUCAAAAUGUGUGCCAAAGACACGACUAUGAUUCCCGUUCGGUCAGAUAUCUCGGGCAAUGUGUUUCGCCAACUGCCUGUGAAUCUGAGUAAUGUCUGGCUCGGUGAAGCAAUCUCGUUUCCCACUUCGAGUUUCCCCGGUAAUGAUUUCGCCGUGGUCUACGUAGAUGCCAUGCACGAGGAUAUUAAAAAGAGGAAAGAUCAAAUAAGAAAAUCUCUCGGCACCGUCUGGUGGUGGACUUAUAAUCUGUUGCUCGAUCUGAUCGGUCUGGUGAACGGCGCCAUGCUCAUUACCGGCAUGGUAUGCGCCCUCCUGCUCGCGGAUAUUUGGGCUUUUACGCUGUUUUUCCUGUAUGGAUUUCACUGGAUGUCAUCGGUGUUUGUCUCUCUCACCAGCAUGGUCAAGAUCCACAAGCCAAAGACCAGAGAGGACUCUACCAUCCGAUACGCCGUCUAUGAACGAGAGGAGGGCGGGACCGUCGUCUUCAAGGGGCCACAGGACAAACUGGAGGAAUGGGCGCGGUCAACCUGGGAGUAUGACCAAAAAUGGACCAAAGACUGCCUCCAUUGGCUUUGGGUCGUUUCCGGGACAUUGUCUGGCAUCGCGUCUGUGGCGUGUAUGGUGAACAUGCGCAGCUUCAUGCAGCUGGCAUUCUUAGGGGGUUUGCUCUAUUCAUCAAUUGCUGAAGUAGUGGCCACCAGAAUUGCGCGGAGUCUCCAAAAGAUUGCCCACGGCACGAUAAACAUGGUCAAAGUCGUGGGGAACGAGUCUCGAAGUCAAGCAAUCAUCAGAUUGACUCUCGAAGUCGACCCCAGGUGUCGGCUGACGGGACUAAAUUGGAUCCAACUGGGUCUGCUCCCAGACAUGCCGGUAUUUCAGCGAAUGCAGACCCUUCUAUUUCAAAUCAAUGAGAUACAGAAAGCUGAGCAGGCUGAAGGAGAGCAGAAAAUGGAAUCGAAAGAGGCACAAAUCCAGAUCUUGGAGAGUGUUUUAGGCAAUUCUCCAAUCGAUGACGAACAGGGAGUACCAGUAAACAACUGGAGGAACUCAGCUAUGGAGAAAAUGUUCGCCGAGUUCGAAAGCCACGCGGUUGGUUUCCCACGACGCUUGUCAAGACGUAUAGUCAGGGAGAUGAAGGAGGCCUUGGAUAUGCCGCUAUUGCCCUCGGACUUAGAUGAUUAG